This is a messenger RNA of Vicia villosa (hairy vetch), 907 nucleotides long. RefSeq lists its product as uncharacterized. The record is from RefSeq and is a predicted model, not a curated record. Bases 114 to 665 code for a protein of 183 amino acids. NCBI's taxonomy places the organism in Eukaryota, Viridiplantae, Streptophyta, Magnoliopsida, Fabales, Fabaceae. The transcript has 2 exons.
GAAAUUUUAAUAUUAUUUCUUGUUUUUCAUGUAUCAAAUGAUUUGCUUAAAGGGAGCAGAAUUUUGGAACUAAAAGCAUCAAGAAACACAACCAUUUGUUCAUCAAUUCCAGUAUGGAACAUUACCAAUUCUAUCGUAGUUGGAUGUACGAUAGAAUGUUUCCUGGACGACGUGGGCUUAAACCACUUUUUAUGAAAGGAGUUGCCGCGUUUCUCUCGUUUGCGUUUGCUCAAGAAUGUUGUCGCAUGGAAGGAGGGGUAAGGUGUCCGUGUUUAAAGUGUGGUUGCAGAAAUAUUAUUAGUGACCCUAGUGAAGUGAAACGUCACUUGGAGAGAGUGGGUUUUAGGCCAAAUUACUGGGUUUGGACAUCUAAUGGGGAAACAAUGCAGGAGAUGAAUAGAGAGGCUUCUAGUAGUCCAACACAUAUAGAACCAGAUAUAAAUAGAGCUGAUCCAGUGAGUAGUUCAUCACAAAUGCAAUGCCAAGAGCAAUUUAAUCUCGUCGAGGAGAUGUUCACUGACGCAUUAGGGGUGAAUGUGGCGUAUGAUGAACCACAAGACAUAGAUGGAGAAGAGCUCCCGAAUGAGAAAGCUCAAAGGUUUUAUCAGUUGUUGAAAGAAAUAAAUAUACCAUUGUUUGAGGGGUCUUCUGACUCUAAGCUAUAAAUGUGUGUGAGACUUUUGGCUGCGAAGUCAAAUUGGAAUGUUCCUGAUCAGUGUUUAGAAUUCUUUGCGAGAAUGAUGUUGGACGCGACUCCUGUGAAAGAAAACAUGCCUAUAAGUUAUUAUGAUGCAAAGAGGGUGGUGUCGAAGUUGGGAUUAGAAGUAAAAAAGAUUGAUUGUUGCAUUAGAGGUUGCAUGUUGUUUUAUGACAACGAAUUUGGUACAAAUGAUGGGGAAUUGGAGGA